CUUCACAAUGAGCUCAGCUCAGCUUACCAUUGCAUCUCCUCCUUGAGCGCUCCCCGCUGUCACUCAAGAGCUGCAAGGCGUUCGACAGCCAAGAAGACGGCUCCCUGCACCAAAGUCGCGCCGCCAUCGAAUGGUCUGUCCCUCGCUGCGCCGAGUCGCCAAUCUUUCUGCGACCUCAAUUCGACGAAGCAUCAUGACGACCGCCUCGGCAGCCUCCUCUUCGCGCCACGAUCCCAGGCUGACCUUCCAAUCACCCGCCCAACCUCUCACCCCGCCGGCCUUCUAUCGUCCUACCGGCCCCAAUGCCCGCCCACCACACUGGCAGCGCCUAGAGCCUCGCGGCUUCAAAUCUCCCUGGCCCUCCUCAAACCCACGCAUCACAGGGCUAUGGAGCUUCCUCCGUACACGCUACUACGACGCGCGAGACGAGUGGCAGGAGCCACCUCUCCCAAAGAAAGGGGAAGGGAUGCCUGUAGUACGGGAGGCAAAGUGGCUCGAAGACGGCGGACGUGAGGAGGAUGAGCGAGUGCGGCUCACCUGGCUUGGUCAUGCGAGCUGCCACCUUCAACUUCCCUUACACGACUCGGCAAAGACGACCCUGAACAUCCUUACCGACCCGGUACUCUCGCAUCGUUGCUCGCCUGUGCAGUUCAUGGGCCCCGCACGCUACACUGAGCCUUGCACGAGCGUCGAGGCUAUGGCGCAGGACGAUCGUGCUUGGCCACACGUUGUGGUCCUCUCGCACAACCAUUAUGAUCAUAUGGACUAUGGAACAAUCAAGGCGCUACUUUCUCGGCCAAAUGGGAGAGAGCAGCCCCUUUGGCUCGUGCCUUUGGGGCUGAAGAAAUGGUUUGAGCAACAUUGCAAGGAGCUGCCGAGCGAAAAGGUCGUCGAAUUGGAUUGGUGGGAGGAGACCAUCGUGGCUGCAGGUGAAGGUCGGGCAGGCGUCAAGUUCACUUGCACACCUGCACAGCAUUUCAGCGGGAGGUCGAUCAAUGAUCGCAACCAGACGCUGUGGGCUUCAUGGGCUAUGCAUGUCCUACCAAGCGACACGUCUGCGUCACGGCAUCCCAGCGCUCGUAUCUGGUUCUCUGGCGACUCAGGGUAUCGUUCCCUCCCUCGCGGCUUCCCGACCGAUGGUAGCGGCGACGAGUCCUCUCUGCCACACUGCCCCGCUUUUCGCGAAAUUGGCCAGCUGCUCGGCCCAUUCGACCUAGCACUGAUAGCCUGCGGUGCCUAUCAGCCACGCAGCAUGUUCAGCGAGCUGCACAUGAAUCCUCGCGAGUCGGUUCAGGUGCACAAGGAGAUUGGGGCGAGGAGGAGUGUGGGCAUUCAUCAUAGUACUUUCAGGUUGACGAGCGAGGAGGUCAAUGAGCCUGCGAACUGGUUCGUGGAGGAGGGCAGGAAGGCAGGACUGGGGGAAGGUGAGGUAGGGUGCUUGGGUAUUGGAGAGACUAGUGUGGUCAAGGUGCAUGGACAGGAGGAGAUGGAGGGCCAGAAGGCGGCGCUGUAAUACCCAGGCGGGCGAUAUUAUGUCACAAACUCGUGCAAUUAAUAGAGAAUGGUAAUUC
This is a messenger RNA of Jaminaea rosea, 1571 nucleotides long. RefSeq names its product Metallo-hydrolase/oxidoreductase. Gene Ontology annotation, cellular component: membrane-bounded organelle; cytoplasm. NCBI's taxonomy places the organism in Eukaryota, Fungi, Basidiomycota, Exobasidiomycetes, Microstromatales. The record is from RefSeq and is a predicted model, not a curated record. The coding region runs from base 194 to 1513 and encodes 439 amino acids. The transcript has a single exon. Gene Ontology annotation, biological process: N-acylethanolamine metabolic process; N-acylphosphatidylethanolamine metabolic process. Gene Ontology annotation, molecular function: N-acylphosphatidylethanolamine-specific phospholipase D activity.